Molecule: messenger RNA, 1644 nt
Organism: Athene cunicularia (burrowing owl)
Lineage: Eukaryota; Metazoa; Chordata; Aves; Strigiformes; Strigidae
Gene: CLDN20
Product: claudin 20
Exons: 2
Coding region: 448-1107 (219 amino acids)
Biological process (GO): cell adhesion; bicellular tight junction assembly
Cellular component (GO): plasma membrane; bicellular tight junction
Molecular function (GO): structural molecule activity
Source: RefSeq, a predicted model, not a curated record
UUAAACACUGUUGACAAUUUUCAUCACAGAAACUGGAUAUCAUUAUGUAUUUAGGACUAAGGACUUCCAUGUGUUUUUCUCCAUAAUCUCUUUGCUUUCCCUUACUGAGUGACAAACAAAACUCAUAAAACAAAGUACUCCUUUAUUCUCGGGUAGAUGGAACUAAGAGAGCGAACAAACAGCAGUAAUGCACUUGCUGUAGAGAAGAGGAAAAAAAACAACAUUCCAAGAAAUUUUGUUAAUACACGCCAAUGCAGUUUUAUAUGAGAAGGGAUAGUUCCAUUCAAGAGAAACAGCCAUUUAUCCAGGACAUCUGCAGUGAAGAAAACAUCUCAGAUCUCACAUCCAGCAAGGGCUGGCUACAGCCUUGGCUACGAAGCUACCAACCAGUUACACUCAUUUACAAGAGAGAAACAGGCAGACAAAAGGUGAGAGCCGAUAAUCAUCAUGGCAUCAGCAAGUCUGCAGUUCUUUGCUUUUAUUCUGGCUUUGUUCGGUGUUUUUGGAGAUAUCACAGCCACCUUGCUACCAAACUGGAAGGUAAAUGCAGAUGUUGGUUCAAAUAUCAUAACAGCUAUAACACAGAUGCAAGGACUUUGGAUGGACUGUACAUGGUACAGCACUGGGAUGUUUAGCUGUACCCUGAAAUACUCGGUUCUCUCUCUCCCCAUCUACAUCCAGGCUGCACGGACGACCAUGGUACUGUCUUGUAUCCUAUCAGCCUUUGGGAUCUGCAUCACUACAGUUGGAAUGAAAUGCACAAAGUUGGGAGGGGACACAGACAGCAAAAGUCAUGCUUGCUUUGCUGGAGGAGUCUGCUUCAUUCUUGCAGGAAUUUUUGGAUUAGUACCAACAUCCUGGUAUACAAGAGAAAUUAUUUCAAGUUUUCUGGACCAGACCAUUCCCGAGAGCAGUAAACAUGAACCAGGAGGAGCAGUUUAUACUGGAUUCAUUUCAGCAGGGUUUCUGCUUAUCGCAGGGGUGAUCUUCUGCACUUCCUGUUUUAAAAAGCAGCAAGGAGCAUGGAUUUACCCUCCAAAGCAGCACCAUUUCUCAUCCACAGAGCAGGAGAGCAACGCAGGUUACAACCUGAAGGACUAUGUGUAAAUACAGUUAAUUCUAUCCACUGAGGGGUUUUUUGUGCUGUGUAGUUUGAUUAUUUCAAAGAAUGUAUAACCUAGCACUUAACUUUUCUUACAUCUGGGUUGCAGUUACGUUUAAGCAAGGUAUUUAUAGCAUCACCCACAACAAGAAUGAAGUAGGAAAUGAUGUUUAAGUCUGCUACAAGAAUAUUUUUGUUGAUUUUUCAAACCAUUCUUUUUGACUUUUUCAGUAACAUUUAUUGAAGAAAAAGGAACUAUUUUAAAAUAUAACUGACAGUACAAUUAAUGUACUGUUGGCUUGUUACAGCAAAGAUGCUUAAAAAAUAACUGCUUUCUAUUUAGCAAAUCAGGCUAUCAAGAACUAUAUAUAAUGUUUUAUAGUAUAUUUUACAUUUUUAUCUUUAAUUAUGAUACAAAGAAAAAAAUCCCAACCACUCUUUGUCCAAGAAGCCCAAUUCAACAGUUUCUAAAUAGCAGACACAUGUGCCUUUCAUUUUCAGUUCUAAAUUGCCUUGGUAACUAGAGUUCUUUCCUUUUUUUU